Molecule: messenger RNA, 1407 nt
Organism: Plasmopara halstedii
Lineage: Eukaryota; Oomycota; Peronosporomycetes; Peronosporales; Peronosporaceae
Product: N-methyltransferase
Exons: 1
Coding region: 1-1407 (468 amino acids)
Biological process (GO): peptidyl-lysine monomethylation
Molecular function (GO): protein-lysine N-methyltransferase activity
Source: RefSeq, a predicted model, not a curated record
AUGACCACAGAGGGCGAAAGAGUUUUGAAAGAUACUUUUAGCAACUUCGACGCGCUCGUGGGCUAUAACGAGUGGGCAACCGAGACGCUUGAUGUACACAUUGCUACCGACUUUGUGUACGAGACGCAGGACGGCGCGUGCGCUACCGAGCGUGGCGUGUUUAUUGCCGAAGACGUACCGCCGCACACUGAGGUAUUCAGUAUUCCGCUAGACUCAGUUUUUACCGUCAAAAGUCUCCAGAAGAACGCACCAUUCAAGAGCAUUGCAUUCUUCCAGCAAUUUAUGCCCGAGCGUGAGGACGAGCAACUGGCGAUUGCACUGCUUUACGAGAAGUUUGUACGUGGCGACAAAUCUAAGUGGGCCAAGCACAUCGACCUACUACCCACUACUUAUUAUAACGCCCUAUAUUUUGAACCAGAGGUAUUGAAGGCGUUGGAGGGUAGCAACUUGUUCUUCAUUGCAUUGCAUAUCAAGGAGAAAGUGGUAGCUGACUAUACUCGAUUAAGGGAUUCGGUAAUCUUGGAGCUUUUUGACAAAAUUACCGAAAGCGUAAAUGUUGAUUUGGAAGAAAGUUUUUCUCUAAAGAAUUACAAAUGGGCAAUAUCGACGAUAUGGAGUCGCUUUGUUUCAUUACAACUCAACGACACCUGGGGUGAGCAGACCGAAGACAUAAUGAAGAAAGGAAACAUUUCUCGACAAAUAAAACAGUCAUUUAAAGCUAUGGUACCAGUGUUUGACAUGUUGAAUCAUGACCCUGAAGCCGAAAUGUCUCAUUUUGUUGACAAAACCUUAGAGCGAUUCUGUCUUGUGAGUCACCAGCAUUGGGUGGCUGGAUCACAAAUGUUUAUCAACUAUGGUCCGUUGUCGAAUCAUAAGUUGCUGACCUUGUAUGGUUUCGUGAUUAUCGACAACCCGUUUGAUGCUGUAGAGAUGUGGCUGCCUAUGGACGCAGCAUCUACGAGAUACUUUGAAAAAAAACAGCAAUUGCUUUUAUCUAAUGGUCUGGAUCACGCAACGAAUCCGUUUGAACUCGUUGCAGAUGAGGUCAAUGAUUUGCUGCUUAUAGCUGCUCGACUGCAGGAGAUUGACUGCGAGACUCUUGAGCUGUUUGUAGCACUGGCGAAUAAGGCAUUAAAUGGCGAGAUAGUGAGUUUAGAGAAUGAGCAGCAAGUGUUGAUAAGAUUGAUUUGCACUUUAGAGAGCAUGCUAGAGGCUUUUCCGACCUCAAUUGACGAGGAUGACGAAUUGUCAAUGUCGUGGAAUAAUGAUCUUGGCAAUAAGCAAAACAACAGAUUUAACCAUGAGCGAAUGGCUAUUUGUAUUCGUCGAUCGGAAAAAUUCAUUCUUUCUGAGAAUCUAAACAUGUUCAAGUGGAAACUUCUAAACAUGCUACCGAGGUGUCAAUGA